Nerophis lumbriciformis (worm pipefish) is the source of this 1693-nucleotide messenger RNA. It is a transcript of the gene plp1a, whose product is annotated as proteolipid protein 1a. Gene Ontology annotation, cellular component: myelin sheath; plasma membrane. The record is from RefSeq and is a predicted model, not a curated record. Gene Ontology annotation, molecular function: structural constituent of myelin sheath. Lineage: Eukaryota; Metazoa; Chordata; Actinopteri; Syngnathiformes; Syngnathidae. Gene Ontology annotation, biological process: axon development; central nervous system myelination.
CUUGUGCGCAAACCAAACGACGCAACACAUCUGCGAUUAAAACUUGAGCGGGCUUCAUUAUUCCCCGCCUUUGGAGCGCGCUGAAAGGCGACAUUGUUGCUUUAAGAUUGUUCUCGCAAUCGCUGAUGGCUCUGUCCAUUGUCGGGGUGAGUCGGAUUGAUACCGCGGGGGCCGACUGGGUGCAUAACAUCAGCGGUGCAGCUGCAGAGCAGCACACAAGCUGCACGUCCUUCAACGCAGACAUGGGUUGCUAUGAGUGCUGUAUGCGUUGCCUGGGCGGGAUCCCCUACUGCUCACUGGUCGCCACGCUGCUGUGCUUCUCCGGCAUCGCCCUCUUCUGUGGAUGCGGACACCAGGCGCUCACAGAGAGCGAAAGACUCAUCGAGAUUUACUUCACCCGUAACCUGCAGGAUUACGUCACCCUCGUUUACGUCAUUCAGUAUUUCCAGUAUUUCAUCUACGGCUUGGCCUCUUUUUUCUUCCUCUACUGCAUCAUGCUGUUGGCAGAGGGCUUCUACACCACCAGCGCUGCCAAGCAAACCUUUGGAGAGUUCCGGAGCACCAUGUGUGGCCGCUGCCUCAGCUCCACGUUUAUUGUGAUGACGUACGUGCUGGCUCUGCUGUGGCUGUUGGUGUUGGCUCUGUCGGCGCUGCCAGUCUACUUCUUCUACAACAUGGACGCCACCUGCCACACCAUCGACGUUCUGACUGAGACGCCGGCGAGCAUCAACCAGCUGUGUGUCGACGCACGGCAAUACGGGCUGCUGCCGUGGAACGCGGUGCCAGGAAAAGCUUGCGGGAUAACUUUGUCCUCCAUCUGCAAGACCAGAGAGUACCAAAUGACCUACGACCUCUACAUCGCUGCCUUCGUCGGCGCGGGCAUCACUCUCAUGGCUCUGCUGACCUAUACUGUGUCAACCACCUAUAACUUUGCCGUCCUGCGCCAUCUGGGGAGGAAGGGCAUAGGUGCACGGUGUUAGGCUGGCCUGCUUCCUGAGAUUUAAAGGGACGGCAGCCGGUUUUUUUUCUUCCUUUUCAUCACUUGUGCCUGACACGGACUUUCCUCUUCCUUUUUUCUUUUGUUGAAAAAUUGUAUUGUUUUACUUUUUUUUUUUUUUUUUUUUUUUUUAUAUAGGGGUGGUGACCAAUGUUCCCUCUAAGGUGCGCGCAUGUGCAAUUGCACACUGCUCAAGCGUCCUCUGCGCACGGCAAAUCUAUGCCACGCACAAAAUCAAACAAAAAAAUAAGCGCAUAACAAUUUUCGACACACGGACACGACAGAGAAAACAGUUUUCGUCAUCAUUGUUCAAAUAUUGUAACGUCUGUCGAGACGCUUUGAGGACAUGAAUUCCAUCCAUCACUUUACUGAGCAAAACUCUUUAUUGUCGGCCAUAAACACAUCACCAAAACAUUAGUAAAAGCAAAACUGGUCAUUUUCUGCAGUACAAACCAGACCCCCGGUACCUCUGGAUUGGCAGACCGGGGUGGUGGUUCCUCUCUUUAAGAAGGGGAACCGGAGGGUGUGCUCUAACUAUCGUGGGAUCACACUCCUCAGCCUUCCCGGUAAAGUCUAUUCAGGUGUACUGGAGAGGAGGCUACGCCGGAUAGUCGAACCUCGGAUUCAGGAGGAACAGUGUGGUUUUCGUCCUGGUCGUGGAACUGUGGACCAGCUCUAUACUCUCGGCAGGGUCCU